GAUGGCUCACUCAGCUGGCAACAGCCUGAUUUUUAACACAGUUGACAGUCUGGUGUUCCGCUCAGAGAGAGACGGAGAAAAGAAAAAUAGGUACGGCUCCGUCUUCCUUUCUGUGGAUUGCAACUGCGAAGAAAAACAAGGCUGUGCUUCUUUUUUAUUUUAUAAACGGGUUUUGAUUUGAAAUAGAAACUUAAACAAGCCGCGUGUUCCUGGGCCGCCGCUGAGCAAAUGUAGCACGUGAGACUGAAUUUUUUUGGAAGAUCAAGACACUUCCUGAUUAUUAUUUUUUUUAUAUAUAUAAUGGAACCGGCGGACUUCAAUGAGGAGCUGAACUGUUCCAUUUGUCUGAACAUUUAUAAAGAUCCCGUAACCCUGAGAUGUGGACACAACUUCUGCCGGGAAUGUAUUGGCCGUGAGCUGGAUUCACAGGAAGGGUCUGGGGGUUACACCUGCCCCAGAUGCCGAAAAAGGUUUCCAGAGAGGCCCGCGCUGCAGGAGAAUGGAGAUCUGGGCCCCGCCGACGACUGUUUUAUCGCACCGCCAUCCCAGUAUCAGGUCCCCAACAUCUUCUGUACGUACUGCAUUCACUCCCCGGUACCCGCCGUCAAAUCCUGCCUGCUCUGCGAAGCAUUUCUGUGCGACGAUCACCUCAAAGUCCACAGCAAGUCGCUGGAGCACGUCCUGUCCGAUCCCAACACGUCCCUGGAGAACAGAAAAUGCGCCACCCACAGGAAGAUCCUGGAGUAUUACUGCUCUAAAGACGCCGUCUGCGUCUGCGUGUCCUGCAUUGCCUUUGGGGACCACAGAGGCCACGUGGUGGAACCUCUGAACGUGGCCUUCGAGAAGAAGACGGAGAAGCUGAGAUACUUCCUGGAGAAGCUGACCUCCAAGAAAAAGAGGGGCGAAAAGAGGGUGCGCAACUUGCAGAAGCGCAGGAUGGAAGUGCAGGAGAAGGCCUCCGGGGUGACGAAGAGGGUCUCAGCCCUUUUCAGGGACGUUCGGGAACAGUUGGACCUCCUCGAGAAGAGGGUCCUCAACGAGAUCUCAAGCUGGGAGGAGCACGUUUCGCUGUCCGUUUCUGAUCUGAUCCAACAACUGGAAGUGAAGAAGGAUGAACUGUCCAGAAAGAUGCAUCACAUUGAAGAGCUGUGUAACAUGAGCGAUCCAGUCACCGUCCUACAGGGAAGAGAAAUUUGGAGGGAUGACCUUUGCGAUCCUCAAGACGGAGAUGACGAAGCCAGGGAGUGGGAUUAUAAGAGGAUCUACGAGUCCGAUGAUCUGGAUGAGGGUCUGAUCUCACUGACUUUACACGCGGGUUUAGCCGACAUAAUGACCGGCAUCAAGAGAGGGAUCUACGUCUCGGAGUCUUUGGAUAUAAUGCUCGACCUAAACACCGCCGGCAAUUAUGUGGCUAUAUCAGGGGACCUAAAGACCGUCUCCUGGUCAGAGAUGAACCAGUACCGCCCAGAGACUCCGGAGAGGUUCCAGUAUUGCCAAGUCAUAAGCGGGAGGAGCUUCGACUCCGGGCGACAUUACUGGGAGGUGGAGACCAACGAGUCGGGGGACUGGAUGAUCGGGGUGUGUUACCCCAGCAUUGACCGCAAGGGGGUUCAGUCCUAUAUCGGAAACAAUCACAAGUCCUGGGGUUUGUGCAAAUUCAAUAAUGAGUAUUCGGUGAUCCAUUGCAGCGAGGUCAGUCAGAUACCGUAUUGUGUUUCCUGCCAGAGUUUCAGAAUUUAUUUGGAUUACGAGGCCGGCCAGUUGUCCUUUUAUGAACUUAGGGGGUCCAUCAGACACCUUCACACCUUCUCCGCCACCUUCACGGAGCCCCUCCAUGCUGUAUUUUAUGUUUGGGGUGAAUGGGUGAGAAUCAGGAGCUGAGAAGAACCAGAAGGUCCGAACAUGUGGAGUCUUCAUGGAUGGAGUAGGGAAAGUGGUAUUGCUGUCUACAGGGGGCGCACCUACAGGGGGGUCGCAAUUGGAACACCUGGAUAUGAGGGGCGGCGGCUUACAGAAGAACCGAUCCCUUCCAUUUUCCUCCUGCAGCCAGUUUCUCCUCCUCUUCCUCCCGUGGGCAUUCAGCGGCUGCAGGAGGAACAUGGAGGGAAUCGAUUUUUCUAUAUGCCGCCACUCCUAUUCAGAUCAUGCAGCCCUUGGGCCCCCUGUGUGCUCUACUUGCCCCCCCCCCCCCGUGACACUGCCAGGUUCCUCCCCCUUUCAUCUCCAUCCAAGAUCAUGCUGCCCUUGGGCCCCCUGUGUG
This is a messenger RNA of Rana temporaria (common frog), 2260 nucleotides long. Its product is annotated as E3 ubiquitin/ISG15 ligase TRIM25-like. NCBI's taxonomy places the organism in Eukaryota, Metazoa, Chordata, Amphibia, Anura, Ranidae. Gene Ontology annotation, molecular function: zinc ion binding; protein binding. The transcript has a single exon. The record is from RefSeq and is a predicted model, not a curated record. The coding region runs from base 301 to 1881 and encodes 526 amino acids.